Trypanosoma conorhini is the source of this 1530-nucleotide messenger RNA. Its product is annotated as putative protein kinase. The record is from RefSeq and is a predicted model, not a curated record. NCBI's taxonomy places the organism in Eukaryota, Euglenozoa, Kinetoplastea, Trypanosomatida, Trypanosomatidae. The transcript has a single exon. Gene Ontology annotation, molecular function: ATP binding; protein kinase activity. The coding region runs from base 1 to 1530 and encodes 509 amino acids. Gene Ontology annotation, biological process: protein phosphorylation.
AUGAAGCAAUUUCAAGAGUGUGAAGGCUGCGACGAGGGUGAUGUUGAGUUAGCUAACUGCAUUGAGUGUGGGCGCCGUCUGUGCCGUCUGUGUUUGAGCUGCGCUGGGCAGUGUGCCGAUUGUGCAGCAAAGGCUAAACACUCGGCUCUGGAGUGUGCCUUAUGCAGGAAUAGGGAAAAGGAGCUUUGCUGCUGUGCCGUAUGCCACUCCAUGUUCUGUGGGGCGUGUGUACUUCAGCCGUAUAGGAAUCGUCCCACCACCUUUCUCUGCAGGGGCUGUCAGGCGUCAUCCUCACUGGCGGGAGCGGUGACGGUGUGUGGCAGAUGUAACGAGACGAUACGAGACGAAAGCAAACUGUAUUACUGCGAGCUGUGUGCACACCCGCUAUGCCGCGAUUGCCUUCCUGCCGCCUUUGAGUGUGGUGUGUUGAAGUGUCAGACGUGUUGUCCGUCCCCUGUCCGGCUAGUGAGCAAAGACAGGCAUGCUCGAACGCUUUUAAGCGAUGAGCUGAGCUCCUUGAUAGCUUCCAUUCUUCACGAACAGCCGUCAGAUAAAUCAACAGCAGCCGUCGCAGUACCGGCAGCACCUGCAGUAACGUCCCCAGCGAGGCCGUCUGCGUUAACAAAGUCAGUGGCAAACACAACGUCCGGGGCGGCGUUCUCAAAGUAUAGGCGGUUGCGCAAGCACGAAAAGCUGGGUGAGGGGGGCCAGGGGGUUGUGUUUAAGUGUACGACAUUGGACAAUGAGGUGGUGGUUUCAAAAGAGAUGACGUUUGAUGAUAACGAGCGGGCAGUUUUUGAGGCGCGUCUGGUGCAGGCUCAAAAGAUGCGGAAGCUUUCCCACAAUCAUCUCAUACGGUACUUGGAUGUGAUUGGUACUGAGAACCCGUUGAAGAUUUGUGUUAUCAUGCCCUACUACUCAGAGGGUGACCUGUCCAAGUACAUCAGCCGGCAGCGUGGACCCAUUGAGGAGAGCACGCUUUGUUCUAUUAUUCUCCAGCUAGCACAUGCUUUGGACUACCUACAUUCCCAGAAUCCACCACUAGCACACUGUGACGUCAAACCAGACAAUAUACUUCUUCUCAACUGCGAACAAGUACUUCUUAUGGAUUUGGAUCUGUGUCAUUCUUGCGGGGUUCAGGCGAGUCUGACGAUGCGAGUACUCCACGAGUGCAAAAGGAACUCCCCGACGUUUGAGUAUCGUGCACCAGAGCUGGUGAGCUCAGCGGGAUCCACAGAGUCUGAUAUAUUUAGUUUAGGUGUUGUCGCGUUUGUUUUGGCGACGCUACCCGAGUUUGCCAUGCUCCGCAACAGCAAGGGCGCGAUGAUGGUGCUGAAUCACUCGGACUGGACGCCAGACUCCUUGGCAAGGGCUGUUCGUCGUGCUAUUCGAGAACACACAGGCGACUACCCGGAGGAGUUGAUUGAUCUCAUUAUUGAGAUGCUGCGCCACCAACCAGCGUCUCGGCCCCGGGCGUCUGAGGUCAAGGAGCGGCUUACGACAGCGAUGGCAAACCGUCUUUUGAGAUGA